AUGGACGGCUCAAGCCAAAACAACACUAAUCUCGCCUCGAGCACCUCCUCGCGACGCAGACUUACAAAGAAACCACCCAGUUCACACAGCCAGUACCAGCACUCGUACCAGCACCGCAGCUCCAACAGCAUCGAUGGUCGGUUUGACGCCCAAUCUAUCCAGAGCAAACGCAGCUCCACGAGUCUGAGGCGAGCGCCAAGUGCUCCACCCGCAAGGACUCCCACCUCCAACGCGUCAAACAGUUCCUCACCACGGCAUCCUCCCAACUCUUCCCACAGCGGUGCUGCCACUUCCGGUGCCACUUAUUCCCAGCGGUCACUGAAUCCCUCCCCGAUCGUGCCCAGCAGCGAGUUUGCUGGCCUUUCCUUCUCCUCCUACCCCCAAUCCGCCGGUGCCAACCGCGACCCUGCCCGCAGGGACCACUAUCGUCUGUCCGAUCCCCACAACAACAAUCUUAAUCACGGCACGGCCUCGGCCACGUCCACUCAUCGUCGCCUCCAUUCCAAGGCUUCCGAAGAAUUCAUCGGCGCCCCAUUCGACGGAUCUGCGAUCCUCAACCGCAUCGAAGCCACGAAAUCCCCCACCACCCACCAGCGACCGACGAUCCCACACCCUGCCUACGCCUCGCCAGAUCCCCGCGCACCUGGCCCGUCUCUCGAACAGUCCGCCAGCUUCUCGGCUGCUCCUGACAUCAUGGCCGCCGAGAAGUCGCAGGGCGCCAAGGUGUCCGAGAAUCAAUUGAAUGGGCCCAAGAGAUUCUCGGAUGAGGCAAAGGAGCCCAAGAUGCCGUCGGUGUUGAGGAAGAAGUCUGGCUUCACCGGCUUCAUGACCAGUCUGGUCGGCUCGCCCAAGAAGCCGCUCAUCUCAGCGCCCGAGAAUCCUGUUCAUGUCACCCACGUUGGCUAUGAUAGUUCCACUGGCCAGUUCACGGGACUACCGAAGGAAUGGCAGCGACUGAUCAACGAGAGUGGCAUCCCUGAGAAGGACAGACAGGCGAAUCCCCAGAUGCUCGUCGACGUGCUCACAUUCUACAAGGAGACAACAGAGAAGCCUCACGAGGACCAGAACCUGGAGAAGUUCCAUGAUGUUCGAGCCCCCGAGAUGCGCCAGAUGAGCUCUCAGCCUGGGUCGGCCACGUUGCCCCCACCUGGAUAUACGGGUAUGUCACCUAUGAUAAGCCCGCCUGCUAGCCCGCGGUUUCCUCAGAAUAUUGAAGGCAGUUUCGAAAAUCCCCGGUCACCCCCUCCGGUCCCGAAAGGUUAUGGCUCCCAUCCUUCCAAGGAUAUCAACCUGAUGCCCAAUCGGCCAGCCCCCAAGCCCCCGGUCUCCAUGUCGAACCGUGCGAAUGCCCCGGCUCCCUAUCCGACCAAAGAUUCAGGCAUCGGUAUGCCCUCAGGCGGCGAAGAAGGCCCAUACAACCCCCCGAAGGAGGCCCCGACCAUGCUACCCGAAGAGCACCGAUCAAGGUCCAGGUCGAACUCCCGAGUCAACGUCCCCACCCCCGCCCCCGCCCCUUCCCCUCCCGUUCAGCCUUCCCCGGCCGCGUACCAGCAGCAAUUGAUGCAGCAGCAGCAAGAGCAGGCCAUGGCCCAGGCGCAAGCCGCAAUGUCUGGACAGAUCGGCCGAGCACCAAGCAAGAGACAGCAGAACCAGCAGCCGACUCCACCUCAGUCGCAACACCAGUUCAAUCAGAACGGUGCGCAGCGGCCCCCACAGCCGCAGGUUGGCGCCGUGCCAGGUGCCCGGCCUCGCAACCGACAGAGGCACAGCAACGGCAUCGACGUCAUUGCUUCGCUCAAGCGUAUCUGUUCAGAAGGUGACCCUCGAGAGAUCUACCGUGGGUUCUCCAAGAUCGGCCAGGGCGCCUCUGGCGGAGUGUUUACUGGACACGAGAGAGGCAGCAACAGGCUGGUCGCCAUUAAGCAGAUGAACCUGGAGCAGCAGCCCAAGAAGGAUCUCAUCAUCAACGAGAUCUUGGUCAUGAAGGAGAGCUCGCACCCUAACAUCGUCAACUUUAUCGACAGCUACCUCUGCGGAGGAGAGCUCUGGGUCGUCAUGGAGUACAUGGAGGGAGGAAGUCUGACUGACGUUGUCACGUUCAACAUUAUGACUGAGGGGCAGAUUGCGUCCGUUUGCAGGGAGACUUUGAAGGGACUGCAACAUCUUCACUCCAAGGGCGUCAUCCACCGCGAUAUCAAGUCGGACAACAUCCUGUUGUCGAUGGAGGGCAACAUCAAGCUCACUGAUUUUGGAUUCUGUGCUACCAUCAACGAGGCUCACAACAAGAGAACGACGAUGGUCGGAACACCAUACUGGAUGGCUCCUGAGGUUGUCACCCGCAAGGAAUACGGAAGAAAGGUCGACAUUUGGUCGCUCGGCAUCAUGGCCAUCGAGAUGAUCGAGGGAGAGCCUCCAUACUUGACCGAGUCCCCUCUGAGGGCUCUGUGGCUCAUCGCUACCAACGGUACUCCAACUAUCAAGGAUGAGAACAGCCUCACUCCAGUUUUCCGGGACUUUUUGUACUUCGCCCUCAAGGUGGACCCGGAGAAGCGAGCGAGCGCACAUGACCUCCUCAGACAUGAAUUUAUGAAGGAGUGCGUUGAUUUGGCUCAACUGUCACCCCUCGUGCGCGCAGCACGCGAUGCCAGAGCUCAGGAAAAGGCACGCAAGGGCGGCCAAUGA
This is a messenger RNA of Diaporthe amygdali, 2682 nucleotides long. RefSeq names its product serine/threonine-protein kinase ste-20. The transcript has 4 exons. The coding region runs from base 1 to 2682 and encodes 893 amino acids. The record is from RefSeq and is a predicted model, not a curated record. Gene Ontology annotation, cellular component: cytoplasm. NCBI's taxonomy places the organism in Eukaryota, Fungi, Ascomycota, Sordariomycetes, Diaporthales, Diaporthaceae. Gene Ontology annotation, molecular function: ATP binding; protein serine/threonine kinase activity. Gene Ontology annotation, biological process: intracellular signal transduction; regulation of MAPK cascade; protein phosphorylation.